CCCACAGCGCCCUCUCCUGGUCAGGAAAUGACGUACACCCCCAUUUCCGGUUCAUCAACCGCCCUCGUUCAGAAGUCAGGUACAUUUUAACAGCUAACGUUACAGAGAGACAGGCGGCCAUUAGCUCUGACGUCACCACCGUUAACUGGACCGUGUUUCAGGACUCAGAGGAGGAUCUAUAACUCCACAUAGGAUGCUGAAGAUCUCCAUAUUAAAGGUGGACAACCCGUCCUGCCUCUGGGGUCGGGUAGUCCAAGGCCCCGGUGGUGAUGCAGUGACCGCAGGACAGUACGACACUCUGCAGGUCCAGAUGAACCUCUUCUACCACGACGUCACUCAGGACCUGCAGAAGCUGAAGCUCACAUCGAUCGAGGAGGGACAGGUGUGUGUGGUGUACUGGUCCGUCAUGAAGUCGUGGUGUCGGGCUGUGGUGGAGUCCGUCAUUAUGGACUCGGUGUCCUGUCAGGCUCGCUGCCUCCUGGUCGACCACGGAGAACGACUCGUUGUCCCUUUAGACCAGAUCCGAGUCGCUGUGCAGACCUGCCUCCAGCUUCCCUUCUGGGUGAGGAGGUUCCACCUGGCGGGGAUCAAACCUACAACGUUGCGAGUGUCCGUGUGUGAGAGGGCAGAACUCAUCCCGUCGUCUCACUGGGACAGCUCCGCCACACUCUACCUGCACAACCUGCUGCAAGCGUCGACUCGGACAGAAGCCGUGCUGCUCAGAUCCGAGUGUGACUCCCACGCCAUCGAGCUCUACCUCACUGUGGGAAACAUCCAGAUCUGCGUGAACGACGACCUGGUGAUGAAGAAGUUUGCGUUUUACAUCAGAGAGUCAGCUGACGGCAGCCUUCUGGACGAGGCGGACCGAUUCCCCGUCAUGUUGCCGUCCAGCAUUUUAAACCAGCUCAGCCCUUCAAGGAGCGUCUGCAGAGCCGAACACACACAACCCUCUCCUGUUUAUCCCUCAGUGAUGUCACACGGUGUGGAUGCAGGCAGAGCAGGUGAUUGGCUGACGGCUCCCUCUGUAUCUCAGAAACAUCAUGAGCGGACGACCCCUGAGGAGGCUGAAGAACUACGAGUGCCCCGGAUCACCUCAGAAGCUGCUGCAGAGAGUGAUUCCUCAGAGGAGACGGACUCAUCUCUGGCUUCAGCUCUGACCAAAAACCUCAGUCUGUUCAGGUUCCUGAAGUUCCUGAAUCCUGGCAGCAGCUACCAGCCGGCCGCCCCUUCAGUGAGUCAGCAGGAGGAGAAGACAGACUCUGACCCUGAGGAGACGGCUACAGUCUGCACAGGACAGGAAGUGAACUCUGCCGGCGGCGCUUCAAACACAGAAUGUUUCCCAUGUGUUGUUUCGUGCCACAGAUCUGACCCCUCGUGCAGCAGUGAGGCUGUGACGCAGCAGGAGCAGACAGCCCUCAGUGUGAGUGGAGCUGCAGGUGUUCAUGAGAGACGUCAGGUUGAUCAUCCCACAGAUGAGGAAACAAGUGUGAGCAGAUCAGUGGAGUCUGGAGCAGCUGAUAAGACUUGGAGGAGUGAAGAGGACUGGGCCUGUUCACGACUUCUGGAGUGGUUGAACCCGGAGCCUCUGAACUCUGAUCCGGACGCUGCAGACGAUGAGACUGUUCCCAAUGAUCCCAGAAGGAGUGGGAUUCUGGUUCACUCCGCCCUCCCAGUGGUGCCCUGCUCCUGCCUGGAUGACGCCCCCAUCACCAACACUCUCCGCCGGGUGUUACAGAGGAAGCAGUACAACAGUCUGUCUCCAGCUGAGCGUUACAGCUGGGCGUCUGUGGCUCGAGGAAGCAACACUGUGAUCAUCUCCCCAAACGCUGACCAGCCACUCAGCUACCUCGCUCCACUCCUCACCCACAUCCAGCUCAACUCCAUCUUUACCUCCAUCACCUCCAGCACAGGGCCUAUAGCGGUGCUGCUGUGUCCCGGCUGGGAGAAGGUCCAGGCCGUGUACGACCUCCUGGAGGAGACCAAGGUCGCCCAAACCCUCCACCCUGCCAUCGUGCUGCUGGGCGUCGGCAAAGACGAGGCCAAGGCUGUCAAGAUCCCCAAAAACUGCCUGCUGUUAGUGACCACGCCCUUCAGCCUGGUCCGCCUGCUGUCCUGUCACUGCUUCCUGUUCCUGCGUCUGUACCACCUGGUCCUGGACGAGGCAGACCUGCUCUUCACUCUCGCUCCGGACCAGAUGGCGACCAUCCUGCAGCAUUUCCAGAAGGUGACGUCCAGCAAGCAGAAAGCGUCCUGUCCCCAGCAGCUCAUCACCGUCGCCAAAAGAUGGACCAGUCACAUGGAGGGCCUGUUAGCCAAUCACAUGCCUCACCCCUGCGUCGUCAUGACCGUCCCUGAGGAGGCAGCUCUCUACGGCGACGUCCAGCAGAUCAUCCUCAUGACUCCAGAGAGCAGCAAGAUCUCAGUCCUGCUCAGCGCGCUGGACUUCAACCCGGACGUGGGACAGAAGACUCUGAUCGUAGCAAACUCGGCUCAGGAGGUGGAAGACGUCUGCAAGGCCGUGACCAACAAGUCGGCGUUCUGCCUCAGGACCCACGAGGGGUUAACUCACAUGUUCGACUUCGUCAUCCAGCAGUGGAGGAAAGACAUCGGGCCCGGCACUCAUGUCAUUCUGGUGACCACCAACGAGUGCCUGAAGAGCCUGGGGAUCAGAGACGCAACGUGUGUCGUCCACUACAGCUUCCCCACGUCUCCCAAAGUGUUCGGCGGUCGUCUCUUCUGCAUGGCGGAGAACUUCAGGAACCUUUCAGAACGAGUUUCCUCCCUCAACCAAUCAGAGAGCAGCCCUCCUCCCACCAGGUCCGUGCUGCUGAUCUCCGAGAGGAACGCCCGUCACGUCGUCGGGGUUCUGCGUUACCUGGUACGAACCAACGCCCCGCUGCCGCCUGAGCUUCUGUCCUUCGCCCGGGGAGUCCAUGUGGCGCGGGAGGACCAGCGGACCAACAGGCCUCUCUGCAGAUACAUCAAGAGCUUCGGCGUGUGCAGAGACAGCAGUGUGUGUCUCGAUCGUCACAGAUUCAUUCCCAGACUGGAUCAGUCCGUGCUUCCAGCCUCCGGAGUGGUAGAGGUGAUGCCUCUCUACAUCAAGACGGCGUCGGUCUUCUACGGCUGCAUCAUCAGGAGAGAGGAGGGAGGUUUCCAGAGCCUGAUGUCCGAGAUGACUUCUUACUACGCCGACAAGAAACCCGGAGUCAAAGAGCUGCUGGAGGGAGGCUUGUACGCCGUGCAGGAGGACCAGAUGAUCCACAGGGUGAAGAUCCUGUCCGUCCCCGACAGAGCCGACCGCCUCUUCUUCAGCGUCUUCGUUCGGUUCAUCGACGUGGGGAAGGAGGAGGAGGUCAAGUCCCAUCAGAUCCUCCAGCUGCCCGAGCAGUUCCACUCUCUGCCGGGUCAGGCGGUGGAGAUCAUCGUCUGCCGGGUCAAACCCGUCGACGAAGAGGCCGACUGGCACCCAAAGGUCACCAGAGCGAUCAGCCAGAAGAUCAGAGGUCUACAGCACCGAGCGCGAGCUGUGUUCAGUCUGGGAAACACUGUUUUUGUUGAUCCUAUGGUGCGUGUGACUCAGAUCCAGGGCAUGAAGACUGUGAUCAACGAGUACAACGUGCAGUCUGAGAUCUUCAACACGGGGAUGGGAGUCAGCAACCCGGAGCAUCUGGACCUGCUGCGGGCGCUCUGCCAGGAGAGCAAGGACUGCAAGGAGGCGGGUCACAUGUCUGGCGCGGGGGACGGUCCUGAGUCUCUGGAGGUCAGGAUCAAAGCCGAGGAGGAAGUCCUGGCCGAAGCCUUCAGAGCCGCAGAGGUCAGCGGGCUCUCUGAACCUCCUCCGCUCGAGCCGUGUGAUCCGCCCAACAGAGAGAUCCAGUAUCUGAUCCCAGCACCACCUGCAGCUGAACCAAACCUGGCUCUGGUGUACGAUCAGACGCCUCUGAUGGGUCACCGGGAAGCCGAUGGACAGAGAAAGACCCACACACCUGAUCUGAGAUCAGCUGAGCAGAUGAUGAGGUCUGUAACGAUCAGAGAUGGACCAGAACUUAACCUCACAGCCAGCCAGCCUGCUCUCCUUAACGCAGUCGUGUUGAUGUGUGCAGGUGGAUCCGCCAGAGACAACGGAAGCAGCAGUCGUCAAGUUGUCUCCAUGAAUGAGACGAACUGUGAUGACUCCACAAAGAGUUUCCACCCUCAGGUCCGAUGGUUCCAGACGCCCGACUCUGUGACUGUCACCGUGAAGCUGACGAACCCGGAGAGUCAGCGCUGCGAGUUCCUCCCCGACGGGGUCGUCUACAGCGGCAGAGUGAAGGGGCGGAGCUACAGAGCCGACCUGGAGCUUCACGCCAACAUCGCUGCUGACCUCUGCUGCUGGGAAAUGAAGUCCAACGAGCCGGUCCUCAAACUGAUCAAACAACAGAGGGGAGUCUGGGAGAAACUCCUCAAGAACAAGAGCAUCUUUGUGAGUUACGAUCUGGAGCACAUUGAAGAGAAGGAAGAUAGAAUCCCGAACGGUGUUUGUUUCCUGGAGAACACGGGAGAGGACGGCUGGUACCUGAACAGAGAGAGCGACAGCGAGAGCGACUGAUGUCUUCUCAUCUGUUGGACUGCUGCUCUGACCUUUGACCUUCUCUGUGUUGAAGCUUGCUGAUGUGAGGUUUUGUCACAGGAACGUAACACUCACACUUUUAAGGUUUGGAUUUUGUACUUCACUAAGUGAGAAAAGGACGAUCCCUGAUACUUCUAUGUUCCUUUCACAUCUCAAACUUGUGAAAGCUGCAGCAGGAAUUUAUU
Notolabrus celidotus (New Zealand spotty) is the source of this 4797-nucleotide messenger RNA. RefSeq names its product tudor domain containing 12 (gene tdrd12). Bases 194 to 4591 code for a protein of 1465 amino acids. The transcript has 39 exons. Lineage: Eukaryota; Metazoa; Chordata; Actinopteri; Labriformes; Labridae. Gene Ontology annotation, biological process: germ-line stem cell division; transposable element silencing. The record is from RefSeq and is a predicted model, not a curated record.